AUGCUGGGCUCAUACAUCGCCGCCGGUCUCGCUGGCGCCGCCGCCGUUUCUGCCACACCAGUGGCUCAAUGGGGACCUCCUCAUGGCUACAGCCCCUCGGGAUCUCAAGGCUGGGGCGCUCCUAGCAACACUGCAUCAGCUUCCAGCGCUGGCCAGACUCCCUUCACCUUCCCUCUGCCUAAUGGCUUCCCUACCGUGAACAAUGCCCUCCUUCACGACAUUGCUGAGGCUGCUCAUGGCAGUCUGCCAAACGCUCCUCUUGCCACUCACCUAUCGGCUGGGUCUGUCACUAUUUUCGAGCUCAUCGCCUUCAACGAGAUCUUCGAGGUUGCCUUCUUCAGCUCACUCAUCAACAACAUCACUAAUAACGUCCAUGGCUUCGAGAUCCCUAGCCAGGUCCUCCGCACCUACGUCCUCGAUACCCUCACCGCCGUCCUUGCUCAGGAGGAGACUCAUUUCUUGGGGGCAAACGGCAUCUUGAACGCCUCUGGCAACGCUGGCAUCGAGCCAUGCAAGUACGUCUUCCCGACCGCCGACUUCGACUCCGCCAUCGGCCUCGCCCGCACCUUCACCGAUGUCGUCCUCGGUACGCUCCAGGACGCCCAGGCUGGUCUUGCCGCCAAUGGCGACGCGGAGUACAUCCCCCUCAUCGGCUCCGUCGAGGGCCAAGAGGGCGAACAGAAUGGCUACUACCGCUCGCUCCUCAGCCUCAUCCCUUCCGCCGCUCCCUUCCUCACUCGCUCUGCUGCGCCCUUCGCCUUUUCAGCCUUGAACCAGAACUUCGUGGUCCCAGGCAGUUGCCCCGGCUCAGCCAACAACCUACUGUUCAAGUCUAUCCCGGUCUUCGCUCCCCUCACGGUCGAGACCCAGAACAUCCAGCUCAAGGACCAAGCCAUCACCUUCUCUGUCAAGACCAACAGCAGCGACAGCGAUAUCGCCAGCUACAGCGUUGUCUUCAUCAACCAGCAGAACGUGCCUGUCGUUGCACCGAUCACCAACAUCCACACCAAUGGUGAUGUGGUCACCUUUGAUGCUUUUUACCCGGCUGCUACGCUCAUCGCGGAUGCUUUGACCAUUGCUGCUGUUACUAAGAGCAAGGGCCCUUUUGCUUCUGUUCCUGAUGUCGCCGCUGCGACCCUCUUCGGCCCUGGUCUGAUUGAGAUCAAUUAG
Molecule: messenger RNA, 1170 nt
Organism: Recurvomyces mirabilis
Lineage: Eukaryota; Fungi; Ascomycota; Dothideomycetes; Mycosphaerellales; Teratosphaeriaceae
Exons: 2
Coding region: 1-1170 (389 amino acids)
Source: RefSeq, a predicted model, not a curated record